AUGAGAUCGUCCCUCUCGGACCUCCAAAGGGCGAUAAAGGGGCUGGUGGUGAUGAGCAGCGAGCUGGAGCUCAUGUACAACUCCAUGCUCACCAACGCGGUGCCGGACGCCUGGGCCAAGGUGGCGUACCCCUCCCUGAAGCCGCUGGCCAGCUGGAUCAAGGACUACCACGACCGGAUUGCCUUCAUGAGGGGGUGGCUGGAGGGCGGCGCCCCGCCCUGCUUCUGGCUGCCCGGCUUCUUCUUCCCUCAGGGAUUCAUGACGGGCGUGCUGCAGAUGCACGCCCGGAAGGAAUCCAUACCCAUCGACGCGCUCAACUUCGGUUUCGAGGUGACGGAAGCGGAAACGGGCGAUGACGUGGCGUCGCCGCCUGAGGACGGCAUCUACGUGAACGGCCUGUGGAUCGACAACGCGCGCUGGAACAGGACGACCCGGCGGCUCGACGAGUCGGAGCCCGGCGUAAUGUUCUCCCCCCUCCCCGUCGUGCACUUCAAGCCGGUCCUGAACUACGUGCCGCCGGCCGGGGAGUACCAGACACCGCUGUACAAGACGAGCGUCCGGGCGGGGGCGCUGUCGACCACGGGGCAGAGCACGAACUUCGUGCUGUGCGUGAGCCUGCCAAUCAGGGAAGGGACGGAGUCGGACUUCUGGGUGCUGCAGGGCGUCGCACUCAUGUGCAUGCUCGACAACUGA
Ostreobium quekettii is the source of this 693-nucleotide messenger RNA. The record is from the annotation of a GenBank genome assembly. Lineage: Eukaryota; Viridiplantae; Chlorophyta; Ulvophyceae; Bryopsidales; Ostreobiaceae.